This is a messenger RNA of Exophiala bonariae, 1230 nucleotides long. RefSeq lists its product as uncharacterized. Lineage: Eukaryota; Fungi; Ascomycota; Eurotiomycetes; Chaetothyriales; Herpotrichiellaceae. The record is from RefSeq and is a predicted model, not a curated record. Bases 1 to 1230 code for a protein of 409 amino acids. The transcript has a single exon.
AUGGCACCUCCAAAGAAGCAGAAGGUUGCAAACAAGUCACAACAAGCCAGACACAAUCCACCGAAGCAGCAAACCUUCACUGGCAUUAUUGGCACCACCAGUACUCGUAGUACACAGAAAAUCUCUGAAACUCAACAACAGGCCGCCCCAAUCCAACUACAGCAAUCCAUUCUGGACGUCUUUUGCCGCGCCUUCCACGGCGAUCAACGUUCCCUAGACGACAUCAAUGCGUCUAUCCAAAAGGUAAAAGGCCAUCUCUUCCUGCGAGAAUUUUCACAUGCUUUCGCCAAGCAAGAAUACCUGGACGCGUAUGCUCUGAGGUGGAGUGCCAGCCGUGCUCUGGGUUAUCUAGACAUCCUGCUACACGGCGACCUGCAGGAUUUCUGGCUCGGCGAAAUCACUUCGAGGCCAGAUGACAAUAAUAAUGCUGCAGACGCACAUACGAGUACGGACGCAGCUGAUCCACCGCGAGAGCAGAGCGACAGCGGCGCUUGUAGAAUCGCUUGCAUUGGAGGUGGUGGGGGCGCGGAGGUGGCUGCAUGUGCGGCUGCAGCACUGGCCCUCAGCACCACCACUUUCGACUCUGCUCGUUCGGGACCACGCCCGCUUUCUUUAUCGUUGUCGCCGUCGUCCAAAGCGGAAAUUCACGCCAUCGAUAUCGCAGACUGGUCGGGUUGUGUUGAAAAGCUGACGACCGCUCUGACCGCCCCGCGAGAACUGUCGGCGUAUGCGAGCGAGAGCGCCAAAGCCGCGAACAAACCCCUGAUCGACCCGGGUUGUCUGCAGGUUCGCUUUUCGCAGCGCGAUAUCUUGAACGCGGACGAGGAUGCUCUCCGUGGCUUGCUCGGUGGCGUCGGUCUAUGCACCAUCAUGUUCACCUUGAACGAGCUGUUCACGGACUCGAUCGCACGGGCUACCGCCUUCUUGUUGGCGCUUACUGAUGUCAUGGCAUUGGGUUCAUGGUUCCUGGUCGUAGACAGUCCUGGUAGCUACUCCGAGGUCAAGUUGGGUAACGGUGAGGACGCAAAGUCAAAGCGAUAUCCCAUGAAAUGGCUGCUCGAUCAUACACUACUGGAGGUUGCAGGAGGUAAGAACAGUAAGUGGAGGAAACAUGUCUCUGAUGAUUCACGCUGGUUCAGGCUGAACCCGGCCCUGAAAUAUCCCAUGGAUCUCGAGAACAUGAGAUAUCAGAUUCAUCUCUAUCAAAGAAUAGAAUCCGAAGGUUCUUGA